This is a messenger RNA of Gongylonema pulchrum, 318 nucleotides long. NCBI's taxonomy places the organism in Eukaryota, Metazoa, Nematoda, Chromadorea, Rhabditida, Gongylonematidae. The record is from the annotation of a GenBank genome assembly.
CAGAAAUCGCCGUCUGGUUUACCGCAACACAUGUAUAUUGACUUGCUCUGGGUUAUCGAGCUCCUCUUCAUCGUCUUCUUCACAUCAUUCUCACUUUAUGCCACCUAUCUGUUGCCCAUCCAGUACUGCGAUUUGAUUCAUCGGUGUGCGACACAUCUCGGCAAAUGGGUACAAGUGGAGCGGAUAGCGGCCACCGCUGGCAAUUCAACGCAGGCCGCAAAUUUGGCCGCAGCCAUUGCUGCAGCAUCUACGUACGUCUCGACAGUGCAUUUAACAAUCGUUUUACUCCCGAACUUAUGUGUGUUUGAAAGUGCGUAA